Blepharisma stoltei is the source of this 342-nucleotide messenger RNA. The record is from the annotation of a GenBank genome assembly. Lineage: Eukaryota; Ciliophora; Heterotrichea; Heterotrichida; Blepharismidae.
AUGCUAAGUGACGAAGAUUACGCCAAAAAGCUGCAAGCCGAAGAGUACAAAGAAAUCAUAAUUCAAGACAAAACUAAAAGCAAAGAAGUAAAGAAUCCUUUAUCUCUAGAAACUAAUGAAAAUAACGCUAGUCCUCAGCUCAAUCAGCAAAAUUUUGUUCCUGCUGAUUAUGGCACCGCUCAGCGCAAUCCUCAAAAUUUGGCUCCAGCUGCUUCUGAUCCUACUCAGCUCAAUCAAAAUUUGGCUCCAGCUUCAAAUCGUGCUAAUUCUUAUGAUCCAGAUGCUAGUGAACAAAAUUCAAUACUCCUGCACCUAAAACAAUUAUUUUUUAAUUAUUUUUAA